CCAGCCAAUCGUGACCGUUUUGAAAAAUAUUUCCCAACCUUGUAUACACACUUAAAUAUAUAUUAAUGGAAAGAUUUCAUGAAACAAAACCUACCCUUAUACACAAUACAUUCCGAUAUUUUCUUUUCACUUCUCUUCCUGUUCAUACUCUUAAAUCUUGGUCGCAAUCCACUAAUCUGAUUUCACAGCCCUCUGAUGGGUCGCAGCUCACUUUUAAAAAUGCUGCCCAGAGUAAACUUUCCAGAACUGCUCCACAUCCGUGAUCUCACACUCUCCUGGGGACUGGUGUAUGUACACCAUUUUACUGAGGAGGUAAAGGACUCCAUGUGGCGAACUGUCCAAGGUCACAAUCAAGUGUCCAGUGCCCUGCAGCUCAGCCUGAGCUGAGGCUCUGUGCAGAACCAGGUUUCCCUUGGGUGGCAAACACCAUACCCUGACCCCUGGGGAAGGGCGAGGAGUCUACACAAAAACACUCCCUCCAGCCAACCAGAGCUGGCCUACUCAGAUCCACCCUCUUCCAGGUGAUUGGUCCCAAAGGGGCUGCCAGCCCCACGGGCACCUGGGGCCAGUUUCCUCCAGGAGGGCCCGCCCCGGGCAGGUCCCUCUCAGACAGUCCAUCCCUGCUCGCUACUGUGAGGGUGGUUCCUGACACAGCGGGCAGGAGCUGCUUUGCCGCUUCUCAAGCAAGAGGCCAUUUCCUCCCUGGCUCUGAGCUGAGAGAGUUCGUUGCAGUCUGUCCUAUCAGCCUCUCGAUAAUGGCUCUCAAAGAGGGACUCGGGGCCUGGAAGAGAAUCUUCUGGCGACGGAUCCUACUUGCACUUGGCCUCUUAGGCCUACUCCUGUAUGGGCUCCCUAGUGUCAGGCAUCUGGAAGUUCUCAUCCCCAUGGGCGUCUGCCCAGCGGCCACAAUGUCCUUGCUGAGAGACAACUUCACAGGUGUCCUGCGUCCCUGGGCCCGGCCUGAAGUCCUGACGUGUACCUCCUGGGGGGCUCCCAUUAUUUGGGAUGGCACCUUCGACCCAGAUGUGGUCCAGAAAAAGGCUGGACAGAAGAACCUCACCAUUGGGCUGACUGUCUUUGCUAUAGGCAGGUACCUGGAGAAGUACCUGGCGCGCUUCCUGGAGACGGCCGAGCAGCACUUCAUGGUGGGUCAGCGCGUGGUGUACUACGUGUUCACCGAGCGGCCGGCCGCCGUGCCGCGCGUGGCGCUGGGCCCGGGCCGCCGGCUGCGCGUGGAGCUAGUGGCGCGUGAGGGGCGCUGGCAGGACGUGUGCAUGGGGCGCAUGCGCACGCUGCACGCGGCGCUGGGCGGGCGGCUGGGCCGCGAGGCGAGCUUCGUGUUCUGCAUGGACGUGGACCAGCACUUCAGCGGCGCCUUCGGGCCCGAGGCGCUGGCCGAGUCGGUGGCGCAGCUGCACGCCUGGCACUACCACUGGCCGCGCCUGCUGCUGCCCUUCGAGCGCGACGGGCGCUCGGCCGCCGCGCUGGCGCCGGGCGAGGGCGACUUCUACUACCACGCGGCCGUGUUCGGGGGCAGCGUGGCGGCGCUGCGCGAGCUGACGGCGCACUGCGCGCAGGGCCUGCGGCGGGACCGCGCGCGCGGCCUGGAGGCGCGCUGGCACGACGAGAGCCACCUCAACAAGUUCUUCUGGCUGCACAAGCCCGCCAAGGUGCUGUCGCCCGAGUUCUGCUGGAGCCCGGAAAUCGGCCGGCGGGCCGAGAUCCGCCGCCCGCGCCUGCUCUGGGCACCCAAGGAGUACCACCUGCUGCGGGACUAGCGCCGCCGCCCGGGCCUCGGCGCGCCCAGGACAGAGCCCGGCCUCAGCUGGCGCCUGGCCCUCCCCGCCUCUCGGGCCCAGCGCCAGGGCCGUUCCCACCGGCCGUGGCCACAGGACGGAGAUCCUGAAGCCAGUCGAAGUCCCUUCUGAAGCGGCAUGGCACUUUGGGGGGCAGAGAGAUAUUGGUAGAAAAAAGCCCUACUCGCUCCCUUGUGUGCCCGUCUGUGUGAGUGGGAGGAGGAGGUCCUAGCCUUGGGAGCCUCAUACUUGAAGAGAAAAAUCCCCUCCUUCAUUUUAUAAUUUUUUAUUUUUAAAUUUUGUUUAUGUUAUGGGCGUUAGCCAACCCUUCCCACACUGUCAACAGUGGCUGAAGCACAACUGCAACAGUGCCUGGUACAAGCAGUCUAUAGACCUUUCACCUCUGGCCUUACUGCCUCUUGGAGAGAUAUUUUAGUCUCUCCCACCCCUCCUUUUUUUAAUAAGGAGACUGAGGCAUAAAGAGGCAGGGUAGGUAAAAAUAUAACCACCCAAGGACACAGACUAUGUAACCCUGGCAGUUGGAGAUCCAGGACUGGCCCCUCGGGCACUUACAGCUGCCUCUGGGCCUGAGCCACAGGGAGGAACACAGGUGGCCUCGCCAUGAGCUCUGCCUUUUUACCUCCCCUACCCAUAAGCAUAGUUUAUACUUAUUUGAAUCAUGUUGUCAUAAAUUGUUCCUGUGAGACAAAAUAGCAAACGUAAGAAGCCACCGACUGCUCAUCUCUGCUUGCCAGCGGCAUUUCACAAAGCGUGUGACUCUGAGACCACGAACAGCUUUCCAGAAAGAUGCUUUGAAGACAAAACAGUUUAGAGCACAGGGCUUCCCACGACUGCAUUCAUCCUGGCCUUUUCCUCCACAUACGUCUGAGGAAGUUGGUGGUGAUGCUUUUCUAAACUAUAACCAGAUGUACUCUAAAUCUCCACCACCUAUAUAUAAACUGUAAGCUAAAAUACUGCAUUAAAACAGUCCACUAGAACCUCUGUAAAGGCUGGUACCGGGCUGUAGACUUCAGUCUGUAGUCCUCAGUAAGACAUCUAAAUAAAACCAACGUAAGUUCUUUAAAAGCUUGAUUCUGGCCUGGCGUGGUGGUUCACGCCUGUCAUCCUAACACUCUGGGAGACCGAGGUGGGUGGAUCGCUGAAGGUCAG
Messenger RNA from Microcebus murinus (gray mouse lemur), 2966 nucleotides. It is a transcript of the gene A3GALT2, whose product is annotated as alpha 1,3-galactosyltransferase 2. Gene Ontology annotation, cellular component: membrane; Golgi apparatus; vesicle. Gene Ontology annotation, biological process: carbohydrate metabolic process. NCBI's taxonomy places the organism in Eukaryota, Metazoa, Chordata, Mammalia, Primates, Cheirogaleidae. Gene Ontology annotation, molecular function: hexosyltransferase activity. The record is from RefSeq and is a predicted model, not a curated record.